This is a messenger RNA of Cuscuta campestris, 2688 nucleotides long. NCBI's taxonomy places the organism in Eukaryota, Viridiplantae, Streptophyta, Magnoliopsida, Solanales, Convolvulaceae. The record is from the annotation of a GenBank genome assembly.
GUGUGAAUCUAGUAGACUUAAAAUACGGAGUAGUUAAAAAGAAAAUGGGAGUAGAAUUGUUGGGCCGAAAGGUGCCCACCUUCACGUUCUUGGUCUUUUCUUUCGUUCAAUCCCUCUACCGUUCAGGCGUUCACAGUAUUCCGGCCUAGAUGGCGGAGAUGGCGGAGACCGAGAAGAAAAUCAAAUUAGAGAGUUCCGACGGCGUGAUUACUGUAGUCGAUGAGUCGGUGGCGAUCCAGUCUGACAUUCUCAAGCGUUUAAUCGAGAAUGUCAAUACCGACUCUGUUAUCCCUCUGCCUUGCGUGGAUCACUACACUCUGACAAGGGUGAUUGAACAUUGCAAGCGCCACGUUGAUGGUGUGAAUCCUCCCGAUCUGCAAGCGGUUGAUGAAGGAACUGUCUUCAAGCACAUGAUGUAUCACUCCGUGGAGAACGGAUUUAGGUUGCCCCUCCACGGUCUGCUUCGCGAUCUCUACCUCCACUUCGGAUUUGCUCCGGGUCAACUGACCGCCAAUGCACACAAGUAUGUCGCAUCCUUCAUCUUGAGGUGUUGUGCCCUGGACAGAGCCCCGAAACUGGACGAAUUCCUUCUCCUCUUCAGUAUCGGAGGUUUCCCCUUUUACAGCCUAUAUCCUCACAAUCAUUUUCCCAUUUUUGAGAAGGUUGAACUCAAGAUCGACAAAUGGUGGCUGAAAUACUUCGUCAUUGAGUUUCCGGCUCAUAGCCCCAUCGAUCUGCCGGGUGUCGUCCUCCGCCGUUCCAUUUCCCGGACGAAAUUCGCCCCAGCAGACUUGGCGGGGGGUGUGUAUAAUGCUUUGAGGGAGAAGGAGGGUUUAAUUUCCCACCACUCUCUCCAAGAAGCUAGUCUGUACAAGAAGGCAGGUUUUUACUACCCUCUGGGUCCUGACCCGGUCCCCUUUGAGGAGGUGCCUUCCCCUGAGAGAUCGAAGGCUCCUCCCGCUGCAGAGUCCACCCCCGCUGCAAGCUCUUCCAGGGUCCAAUCCCAAGGCAACUCCACUACCUUGGUUGUGCGCAAUCCGGUCGCUGCCCUGGACGUUGUUCCUCUCUCCGCCAUUCCCGGGCUCAGGAGGCCCACUCCGUCCCAGAAACGACCCAGGGAGGGAGUCACUGAUGAUGACUUCCUACCGAAAAAGAAUAGGGGUGAUAAUAUCUCCGUUUCACCCAGCCCCCUGUCAACCUCUUCUGGUCCUCAGAACUCUUCUUCCGCUGCCACUCCCGGAAGUUUAGGGCUAGAGUUACCCAACCCGGGAAGUCUGGAUCAGGAGGCAGAUGAACAUCCAGGCCUGGCGUCACUCACAAAACCUGCGAAAGAACCAGAGUCCUCUCUUGCAGCAGAGGAUGAAGUUGAAGUGCUGCUAGAAACAGAAAUCUCCCACCCAGAGGAGAAUGAGGCUGGAGAGCAGAGGGAUGCCAAAGCUUCUCCAGAAGUGAGGAAAGAGACUGAGGCGCAACAGACUCAGGAGGAGCAGCGAGAGCCGGAAGAACGACAUCCCGCUACUGCUCCCCCAGCUGUCAAUCUUCCCAUCCGGCGCAAGUUCACGCCACAGACUUAUUCCGCUUUCGCAGAGGGUUGGGAAGGCUUCUCCCGCGGUUUGAGAUCCUUGCAAGCUUCCCAUUGGACUAUCCAGGGGAAUCUAGAAAGGAUGCAGGGAUUAGUGCAGGAACCCACAAUUCCCCAAGCUCGCCCUGAUCUGCUCGCCCUCAAUGCCCUGCAUCUCAUGGAACAGGCCCAGCAAUCGCUCCUUACUUUGACUGAGGAGUACCUGGGUGGAGCAUCGGGAAACUUCCGGGCUGUAAUGCUUCUGAGGGAAAGGGAACUAGCUGCCAGGGCCUUGCGACAGAAGGUUGACUCCCUGGAGCAACAAGUCCAGAUCUUGCAAGGGGAGAAUGCUCGGCUCCAAGCAGAUGGCUCCACGGAGCUUGCAGCUGAGAGAUCCAAGGUUCAGUCCCUACAAGAUCAGAUUGCCAAUUACCAGAAGGAGACCCAGGAUCUGGAAGUGCAGUUCGAUAGAUUCCGGGCACAAAUCUCAACUCUGGAAUCAAGGGCCUCAGCUUCAGAGGGCCAGGUAGGAAGCCUGAAAGCUGAGUUGGCUGAAAGGGAGUCCAGGAUUUCUGCGCUGGAGGAAUCCCUCCAGGAUGCCAAGCAUGAGAGUUCCCGUUACAAUGAAUUCGCCCUGAAGCAGAUGGAGGCAAGGCGGCUCGUCCUCGAGCAGUUGAAAGGAGAGAGACAGGCUGCAAGUGAGCUCCGGGCAAAGGUGGAUGAACAAGAGAAGAUGGUCGCUGCUCAUCAAGAGGAGGUGGCCACCCUGAUUGCCCGUGCCAAAGCCCUCUACGAAGAGGGACAAUUUGACAUGCAACAAUGCAUCUACGGGGCAGUCCAGAGUGGUCUCCCAGAGAACCGCACUUUAGAUGACUUCAUCUCCUACUAUGGGUUACCUCUUCCUCUUCCUCCCCCAGCUUCUCGUGCAGACCCGGGGCCUUGACUUUAUCCCUCCUUGUUGACUGUCAUAUUUUGCCUUGUAAUUAUUUGGAUUAUGGUAAAUUGAUAACACCUGAUGUAUUUCUGUCCAUAUAGACUCCUUUAGUAAUCUGACUGUUUCCCUUUUGGAAUUCUUAUUUCGCCCUAGGACUUAGCAGAUUUUUUUUAUCCGCCUAGGCUUUGGGCUU